Suillus plorans is the source of this 444-nucleotide messenger RNA. RefSeq lists its product as uncharacterized. The record is from RefSeq and is a predicted model, not a curated record. Lineage: Eukaryota; Fungi; Basidiomycota; Agaricomycetes; Boletales; Suillaceae. The transcript has 2 exons. Bases 10 to 312 code for a protein of 100 amino acids.
UCCGCUUCCAUGUUCGCCAGGGUUUGUAUGUACUGCUACUGCUUGCUGGUGUGGUUGCUGUUGCCGUUGCGUAUCAGGGUCCAGUUGAGUAGCGUCGAGAUAUUCAUCAGGUACGAUGUCCGGGUCUUGGCCAGGAAAAGCUUCAUCUUCUUGGUGCACAGUACUGGUCACAUUCCCUUCCUGACGGGGAUUAACAAUCAAGCUUUCAAGACGCACCAUAGACAUGCAGAUACUUUACACUACUCUACAGCGAGCCGUAAGGUGAGCGGCCAUGAGACACAAGACUUGAGCCUGAAAGUUGGACAGGUAUGAUACUCGCUUGAUGUCUCGGUAGGGCUUGAAAUUGAAGGGUGAUGAGAAGCAUAUGGUCUAUGAUCGUCUGCAAAAAGAUCCGAUGCGAAACGGUGAAAGGAACGCUUGAAAUGCGAGGAGACAAGGUUUAUG